AUGGCAUGGCGGGAACGCAUCAUGGUCCUCUUCCUCCCCCAAGGCAUGAUGCUCACGCUGGCAGCGGCUGUGCUCCUGAUCCUCCACCUGGGUAUCUUCGCCAGUGACGUGCAUAACUUCUAUAUCACCUAUAACUAUAACCUCAUGACCUUCCGCUAUACCACUGUCCUCAUGUUCUCUCAGGUCAUGAGCAUCUGCUGGGCUGCUAUGGGGUCCUUCUACGCCGAGAUGGCAGAUGACAAAGCUCGUCGGUACUUUUCCCUGGUCAUCCUGAUGCUCAACGGGAUCAUGUUCUUCAACCGCCUGUGGCUGGAGUUCUUAGCCAUCCAGUACCGCGAGGAGUACCACUGA
Molecule: messenger RNA, 351 nt
Organism: Suncus etruscus (white-toothed pygmy shrew)
Lineage: Eukaryota; Metazoa; Chordata; Mammalia; Eulipotyphla; Soricidae
Gene: CATSPERH
Product: transmembrane protein 262
Exons: 3
Coding region: 1-351 (116 amino acids)
Source: RefSeq, a predicted model, not a curated record